UGCCCACUGCGCGUGCGCGUCGGCUGGGCUCCUCCUGCGCCCCCGGCCCCUGCGACUGGGACUUGGUACAGCCGGGCGGUUGGCGUCCUCCGCGGCUCCAGCCAGGGGCGGGCUUUUCAAAUCUUCCUUUGACAGAGUGGCGACGGCCCGGACAGUUCGCGCUGGAGAUGGAGGGGUCGAGUCUGAGGGGUCCUGCGCUCGGCCUGGCGGGGCUUCCCACCCAGCAGGACUGCAGCAUUCAAGAAAAAAUAGACUUAGAAAUUCGAAUGCGAGAAGGAAUAUGGAAACUCCUUUCUCUGAGCACUCAGAAAGAUCAGGUUUUACAUGCAGUUAAGAAUCUCAUGGUGUGCAAUGCUCGAAUAAUGGCCUAUACAUCGGAGCUACAGAAAUUGGAAGAACAGAUUGCAAAUCAGACUGGAAGAUGUGAUGUGAAAUUUGAAAGUAAAGAACGAACAGCGUGUAAAGGAAAGAUUGCCAUAUCAGAUAUUCGAAUACCACUAAUGUGGAAAGACACUGAUCACUUCAGCAAUAAAGAACGAUCGCAAUGCUAUGCCAUUUUUUGUUUAUUCAAAAUGGGAGCUAAUGUGUUUGAUACUGAAGUGGUGAAUGUAGAUAAAACAAUCACAGAUAUAUGUUUUGAAAAUGUAACCAUAUUUAAUGAAGCAGGGCCAGACUUUCAGAUAAAGGUGGAAGUAUAUAGUUGCUGUACAGAAGAAUAUUCUAUAACCAACACACCAAAAAAGCUAGCUAAGAAACUCAAGACAUCUAUAAGUAAAGCUACAGGAAAGAAAAUAAGUUUAGUGCUUCAAGAAGAGGAUCAUGAAACGUGCUUGCUCCUCAGCCCGGCUGUUUUUGGUGUAAAGUAUAAUUUGCUAGCUCACACUACCCUAACCUUGGAAAGUGCUGAGGAUAGUUUCAAGACCCAUAAUCUGUCUAUUAAUGGAAAUGAGGAGUCUUCAUUUUGGCUUCCCCUAUAUGGCAACAUGUGCUGCCGACUAGUUGCCCAGCCAGCUUGUAUGGCUGAGGAUGCAUUUGCAGGAUUUCUUAAUCAGCAGCAAAUGGUAAAAGGUCUGAUUAGUUGGAGAAGGCUGUAUUGUGUUUUGCGAGGAGGUAAACUCUAUUGUUUUUACAGUCCAGAGGAAAUUGAAGCUAAAGCGGAACCAGCUUUGGUAGUACCCAUUAACAAGGAAACCAGGAUCCGGGCAAUGGAUAAGGAUGCCAGGAAAAGAACCCAUAAUUUCUCUGUCAUCAAUCCUGUUCCUGGACAAGCUUUAACUCAGAUUUUUGCAGUUGACAAUAGAGAAGAUCUUCAGCAGUGGAUGGAAGCCUUCUGGCAGCAUUUCUUUGAUCUUAGCCAAUGGAAGCAUUGUUGUGAAGAACUUAUGAAAAUUGAGAUUAUGUCACCACGGAAACCACCUUUGUUCUUGACAAAAGAGGCAACCUCAGUCUACCAUGAUAUAAGCAUUGAUUCACCUAUGAAACUUGAAAGUUUAACGGAUAUAAUACAAAAAAAAAUUGAAGAGACAAAUGGGCAGUUCCUUAUUGGUCAGCAUGAAGAAUCCUUACCACCUCCUUGGGCUACACUCUUUGAUGGUAACCAUCAAAUGAUCAUCCAGAAAAAGGUACUGUCUCCUGCAAGUGAGCCAUUACAUGAUGAAAAAGGGAAAAAGAGACGAGCCCCGCUUCCUCCUCCUGAUAAACUUCCAUUCAGCUUAAAAUCACAGAGUAACACAGAUCAAUUGGUUAAGGACAACUGGGGAAAAACAAGUAUAUCUCAUACAUCGUCUUUGGAUACCAAACUAUCAACCCUAAUGCAUCACUUACAGAAACCAAUGGCUGCUCCUCGAAAACUUCUCCCUGCCAGGAAAAAUAGAUUAAGUGAUGGUGAGCACACAGACACUAAAACCAAUUUUGAAGCCAAGCCAGUGCCAGCUCCAAGGCAGAAAUCCAUCAAAGACAUUCUGGACCCUAGAUCAUGGCUGCAGGCACAAGUUUAGAAAACUCUUAAUGAUAAAAUAUUUAACAAAAUCUAUAACUGUGAGACUUAAUUCAGAGGCAUUAUAGAGUAAUGUAAUUAUAUAGGUAAAUAUGAUAGUGAUUUAUACCAAUAAUUAAUAAGCUAUUAGGUAUAGAAAAACAUUUUAUAAUGAAGAAAUGGAUUUCUCUUUUACUCCUGAUUUUCAGAAUGUGAGUGAUUUUUCCAGCAGUGUGCAAGAGGCAGUUUCUAGACAAUAUCCUAAUUGUUGGAAGGGUUAAUUUAUUCCUAAAUUAGUACCAGGCAGUGAAUAAGCCCUAGGCGGAAUAAAGCAUUAAAAUUUCUUUUGGGGAGAGACUGUCUAGUAAUUUAAAAUGUGUUAAAUAUGAGCCAUAUUCUCAUUGUGAGAAUUUUAAUACUAAUGGAAUGUUUCAAAGGUUUUAUUCAAACCACAAAUUAUAGAAUCCACCCAAGAAAAUUUUCUUCUUAGCAUUCUGGAAUUCUCAUCUAAUGGUUCACUGCCUCUCAUCUAUUGUUUAACUCACUAGUUUAUAGGCCUGAGCUUUUAAAUUCCUGGGAUAAAUUUUGGAAUAUUAAAUUCUUCAUCUUUAAAGGGAAUUUGUAAUGUGCUAUUCAAACUUGUUUCCUUGAUGAGCCCUGAAAUACUGUUGACAUUAACUUUCAUAAAUGAAGCAUAACACUUAUUAGAGAAAUGGUAGAUGAAAUGCUCUUUACAUUCAAUUUUCUGCGUGUGGUGCUGAUUUCCAUUGUGACUUUGGAAUUUAGGGAAGUGAGUAGCUGAUCAACACCUUAAAAUUCAUUUAAUACUUACUUAAAAAGAAGAUGGGAGAUUCAAAAAUAUCAGAAAAGUUGGCCAUGGUAAAUAAUUUUCAGAAUUCUUUUUUAAAAUUUUAAUUAGAUUUCCUUUUCCUAGUAAGAGUUGAUGUCUGCUAGCGGUAUUUUUCAUUGAAAGUCAUAUUCUUACAACAAUGACAUUGGAAUCAUUUCCAUAGGAGGUAAUUUCCAUAGCAACUAAUUAUAGUGACCCAAACAGGAUUAUAAAGUCAAGUGAGGAAUAAAUAGCAGAAAAAUACCUUAAAGGAACAAAAAAAUCCAUUUUUUAUAAUAAUGCUUUUUGUAAACAAGAGCAGAACAGUUUUAAAAAUCUAAUCAGAAUUUCCAAAUAAAACAGUUUCCAUAAGGUGUCAGCAACAGCACUAAAACUCUCAAAUCACACUGAACCCUAAAUGUCAUUGCAAGAAAUAAAAAAUUAAGAAUUAAAUUGCUGCCCCUUGUAUAAUCUCGAGAUCUUUUUAAAGCUAGGAAGAACUCUAUUUGGAUCAGAACUACAUGAUUACAAAAUAAAAUGAACACUUGACCAAAAAACCACAUUAAUUUAAACGGAGCCUUUCAUUAUUUUCAGAUAGCAGGGUCUUUUUUAUUUAUAGAGAAUGAUGUAACUGCCAGGACACUUUUGUGUUUGCCCAGGACUCCUAGUAAGUAUUGAAUCGUGAGGGGAGUGAUGAUAACAAAAGGUUUUUUGUGACUGGUAACACCAGGACAGACACAGGUUUGGGUGAGAAGAAAAUACUAUACGCCUGCUUGAUGGCAUGUUGAGAUCAUCACAUGUGUGGAAACCUUAAAAAGUGGAUUUAUUUUUCUAACUAGAAGGCUCUCGUAAGUUUCUGUUAUGAUUGCCAAUUAAUAAAUGACAUUAAAAAUCUAAAGGAUAAUGUUUGAAUUUUUUGGUUAUUUUUUAAAACCUCAUUGCUGUUUUUGACAGCAUUUGUGAUUGUCAUUGCCACUAAAUUAUUGAGCUAGAAGAUGCUGCAGGCAAAAUUGUUUCUGAAGCUGGCAUCUAAGCAUUCUUUUUUUUUUUUCCUAGUUGAUGCCUGCCUUUAUUACAAAUCAGUCUUAAAACUUCCAGAUUAUAUUCUUGUCAUUGUUCAUCAUGCAGAUAAUAGCAGGAAGGAUUUAAGUUGUAUAAGAAAAAGAAAAUAUUCAUAUAGAAAUUACCUGGCAGUUACGCCCUCAGAGCAGAACUUUGAAACAGGUCUGAAGCCCUUUUUACCUAGAACCAUUUAAAAGCCUGAGCAAGGACCACCACCUCCUCCCCACCAAAUUAUUCAGUCUCUUUCUGGGGAGGCCCAGCUUACUGUAUGUUAAAAGUCUUUGAAAUGGGCCUGGUGUCUUCAGCUCCUGAAAUGCUAAUUUACCUCUUCCCAAAAGAGUGUAGUUAUGAUACAAAGUUGGUUAUUUUCUUUGUUUCCUUUCUUUUUGUCUUCGUUUCUUUCUCUGGCACCCUCUCCUCUCUCUCUGUCUCAUCCCCCAUUCCCACUUGCCCUCUGUCUCUCCUCCUUCCCUUCCUUUACAGUUAAAAAAAAAAAAAAUCUAAAAAUAGUUAAGCACUGGGUUAAAGAGUGUUUCAAAAGAAGUGUUUGUUUUCUCAUUUCUUAAACCAGAAGUUUAUGACAAAGAAAUAUGCCAUGUAAUAUGAAAGCUGCUUCAGCUUUUUAUGAGCUUUCACAUUCCUUGUUUGUCCUUUUAAUUUGUUUCUUGAUAUAUGAAGACUAUAAACUUGAAGCAGAGUUAGCUGUCAGCUCUUGAUAAUAUAAUUGGGGAAAUAGAAUAGAUAUUUUAUGAUAUGAUAAUUCUGAUGAUCUAAAGAUAAUGUCUUAGACAAUUACAUUUACAUUUCAAGCUCUGGGAUAUAAAUUAUGUAUUCAGCAUUAAGAUAGUAUUAUUUUUAAUUGCUACUAAGUGGUAACUUUUGUAUUUUAAUAUCUUGCAAGGGCAAAAAAGACAUUUUUAAAAUUCUAAAUGCACACCUCCUAAGGUAAAUAGUCUUUCAAAAAUAUCAGGCAUGCCAACUCUUGCUGAGUUUUGUUAAAUCCUCCUUAGCUGUCUGCAGUGCCCCCUGACUUCUUUUAAAUGGAUGUGAAUAUAUGUGGAAAACUAAAUCCAUCUAUUAUAAAUGCCUUAUCUUUACCCUUUGGGAUCCUACUAAAUGCAUUUUACCUGGUACUAUUUAUUAAAAAUGGAAGCUGUCUUGAAUUAGAGACACCUCACGUAAGGUAGGUUAAGCAGUCAAGUAUUUCUUUAGGCUUAUGUUGUUCAGCACCUCAGCCACCUACUGAGAAGUUAAUUAAUUCAGUCCAAAAUGAAAUUAUAGGGCAGUUUGGUGCAAUUUAUGUUAAAUGCCAUUUGAAUGUAAUCACCUGUGUUACCACGACUGAGGUACAACUGUACUACAUGGACAGAAUGCUGCAUUGCACCAUGAGCAAGACCUGCUCUGCAAGAAAAAUAUUGGUCCCUGUGGUCUGAAUUUAUCAAAACACAUUUUCUUGUUAAAGAGUGAAUUAUCAAAUAGUAAUUAAACUUUAACUGAUGACCAUUUAUAUUCUAGUAGCUGUCUUCACUGUUAGUCUUAAAUUAUAAUGUAGAUAAAGUUGACAUUUUCCUCUUACAUUUCAAAGACAUUACUAUUUUUAAAUGUUUACAUAUGUUUACAUGUUUGUGUGUAACUGCUUCAUUGCUAUUAAUAGUUAAAUGAAAUCUGCUUAUUCUGGGUCAUAGAUGUUCUUAGUUAACUCUGGGAAAGAUGUUACCUUUGGGUUUUUAAAAGACAAGUCUUCGUUCGAAAAUAUAUUAUGGUGUGUUAUUUUCCGACAUGCUUGUGGAAUUGGCUUUGUUUAUAAUUUUUAUUUUUUAAUUAAAUAUGGUUCAAACUUCUGGAUUAAAAAGUAUUAUAUCAUGAACAUACAUUUUUUAAAGUACCAAAGGCAUUUGGUAAGCAAGCCCAAGUCAUGUAAUUGAAACUUCUAUACAUUAAAAGAACUGAUUUCUGAAGACA
Molecule: messenger RNA, 5828 nt
Organism: Rhinopithecus roxellana (golden snub-nosed monkey)
Lineage: Eukaryota; Metazoa; Chordata; Mammalia; Primates; Cercopithecidae
Gene: RTKN2
Product: rhotekin 2
Exons: 12
Coding region: 168-1997 (609 amino acids)
Biological process (GO): signal transduction; positive regulation of cell population proliferation; hemopoiesis
Source: RefSeq, a predicted model, not a curated record